AUGUUCUCGAUACGCUCAUUGACCCGAUCGGUUCCUCGAACCCUCUCCAGAUCCAUCGCCACGUCUGCUGCGAGACCUUUGCAGCGAUCUGCUUUCUUCCAGCCAACAUGGAAGCUCAUGUCUCGCCCUUCAUACGCUGCCUUCUCUACCUCAAGACCUAGAUUUGAGGCUGCUGGCCAAGUCGAUGUCGAGCUUGCAGCCAAGUUCCAGGAAGAGCUUGCCCUGGAGACUGAGAGCGGAGAAACCGAGGAGCUCCCUGAGUCUGUCAAGUAUUUCCUUGACAAUGGCCCAUUUGAGAUCAUCGACAAGGCCGGAGAAGAAGAGGUCGUCUUGACCCGGAAGUUUGGUGAUGAAAACAUCCGCGUCUCUUUCACAAUUGCCGACCUCCAGAACAUCAACCCUGAAGAAGAUUUCGCCGACAGUGCCCUUCAAGACGAGCUCGAGAUGGACCAAUCCCGCUCCAACAAAGACGCUUCUCCCGAGGAGAACAUUGAUGAGCAGCCCUUGGAACCCGGCUACCUUGCCCGCGUCGACGUUACCAUUGAGAAACCAGGCAAGGGUGCCAUGCACGUUGAUGCUGUUGCCCGUGAUGGCUUGAUCCAGAUUGAAAACGUUUCCUACUUCUCUAAGGCUGAGCUCGCUACCGCUGAGACUCCCGAUAAGGAAUGGGAGCGCCAGAGCUUGUAUGCCGGCCCACCAUUCGGCAACUUGGACGAGGAGCUCCAGACCCUCAUCGAGCGCUACCUUGAUGAGCGAGGUAUCGAUACCGCUCUUGCUUCCUUCGUUCCUGACUACAUUGACUUCAAGGAGCAGAGGGAAUACGUUCGCUGGCUUGGAAGUAUGUUUCUUUUACCUCUUACUAUUAUCCCUCUUUAA
Trichophyton verrucosum HKI 0517 is the source of this 876-nucleotide messenger RNA. RefSeq names its product regulatory protein SUAPRGA1. The transcript has 4 exons. Gene Ontology annotation, cellular component: mitochondrial matrix. Gene Ontology annotation, biological process: cytosolic ribosome assembly. The record is from RefSeq and is a predicted model, not a curated record. The coding region runs from base 1 to 876 and encodes 291 amino acids. Lineage: Eukaryota; Fungi; Ascomycota; Eurotiomycetes; Onygenales; Arthrodermataceae.